Molecule: messenger RNA, 1346 nt
Organism: Scaptodrosophila lebanonensis
Lineage: Eukaryota; Metazoa; Arthropoda; Insecta; Diptera; Drosophilidae
Product: aldose 1-epimerase
Exons: 2
Coding region: 183-1325 (380 amino acids)
Biological process (GO): beta-D-galactose catabolic process via UDP-galactose, Leloir pathway; glucose metabolic process
Molecular function (GO): carbohydrate binding; aldose 1-epimerase activity
Source: RefSeq, a predicted model, not a curated record
ACGUCGCUGCCCACUCACACUAAGCCAUCGGAUACGUGCCAUUACUAACAAUAAAAGCCGCUCGCACUACAAAAUUAAUCAGUUCGGUGUGCCCUCUUUGACUUUGUGAACAUCGCCUGCAAGCAUCAAUUGACAAGACGCGCAGCACAGCUGACAACUACACUAAAGACACUAUCAACAACAUGCCCGUGACUUUGGAGGAGGAAAUCUUCGGACUGGCCGUCAAUCCGUACACCAAGGCCCCGGAAAUGGUGCGUCGUUAUACGCUAACCAACUCCAACCAAAUGUCUGUGUCAGUGUUAACGCUUGGCGCGAUUAUCCAAAGUGUACGCAUGCCAGAUGCGUUUCAGAAGGUCGAUGAUGUUUGUCUCGGCUUUGAUGAUAUAGCUAGUUAUAUAUCCACACGAGCUGCCUACUUCGGUGGCACCUUGGGUCGCGUCGCGAAUCGUGUAGCCAAUGGCGAGUUCAUGAUUGGUGACAAAAAAAUUGAGGUUACCAAAAACUUCCAGAACACGUUUCAGCUGCACGGCGGUUUCAUUGGAUUUGAUAGCGUCAUUUGGGAAGUCGUACGCAAGUCCGAAGAUCGCCUAACCUUUCGCCAUGUAUCGCCGGAUGGGGAUGAGGGCUAUCCGGGCAAACUUACCACGCUAAUACACUACUGGUUGGACAAUCAGAACCGUUUUGGGGUGAUUUUCGAAGCAUCGACGGAUAAGCCGACGGCAGUGAAUUUGUCCAACCAUGCCUAUUUUAAUUUGGCUGGGCAUGCAGCUGGCCCCAAAGCUUUGGCCGAGCACACUGUGGAGAUCAUUUCUGAAAAGAUUAUCGACACGGAUGAGGCGCAGAUACCAACAGGGAAAUUCCUGCCCGUAGACGACACAGUAUUCGAUCUGCGCCUGCCUGUUCUAAUGGGCGAUCGCCUCAAGCAAUUCGAAGAUCGUCCAAUUAAGGGUUAUGACAAUUGUUUUGUUGUGAACAGUGAUCCGGACGUAAAGGGAAUAAAUAUGGUGGCUAAGGUACUACAUCCUCCGAGCGGACGCGCCCUAUUAAUCUGGACCAAUCAGCCGGGAGUGCAAUUCUAUACGGCCAACAAUUUGCCGGAUGAGUCGCGUGGCGAUAAUCCUGUAAUUGGCAAGGGCUGUACACAUUAUGUGAAGCAUGGCUCCUUCUGUUUAGAAACAGAGAAGUACCCCGAUUCUAUGAACCAUCCGGAGUUCCCAUCGGUAUUUCUGAGUCCGGGCGAAAAGUAUGUACAUGAGGUUGUAUACGAAUUUAGAGUCGAAGAGUCAUGGAAGUGUUGUUGCGACACCAAAAAUAUAAAUAAAUAAAGCUGGAAAAUUUAAUUGCAA